CCGGCAAACCCUAAAUCUUCAAGGCAGGACCUAUGAAAGUAAUAUGUAAAAAACCUCAGCUGCCAAACAAUGGAAAGGAAUUAUAAAACCCUAAAAAAGCACUAAUUCUAGAUCCUUCCACAGUUCAGUCUCUCCCCCCAAUUUGUUGGGCUACCAUAUUCUAGAUCCUUCUAUAUACUGAAGAACUCUCCAGCGAUCCUCUCUCUAUAUUUCUCUGACAUUCCCUUUCAGACGCCACCGAAAACACAACAAUUUUCUCUCUUUCUCUCUCUCUAGAUCGGUAGAUAAGUCAAUGGCCAAGUACGGCGAAGGCGACAAGCGCUGGAUUGUGGAGGAUAGGCCCGACGGUGCCAACGUCCACAACUGGCACUGGGCGGAGACCGACUGUCUUGAGUGGUCCCGCAAUCUCUUGUCCAAGCUUCUCGCAAACCUCUCCAUCUUCGAUGGCGAGGGAAAUAUCUUCAUCAAGACCAAGAAGCUCGAGAAGCUUGACGGAGAGGCUUACGUCAAUAUCCGGAAGGGCAAGAUCAUUCCUGGAUACGAGCUUAACCUCUCCCUAUCUUGGGAAGGCGAGGCUAAGGACUCCGACGGAAAGUCCCUCCUCAAAGUCGAUGGAUCCGUCGAAAUCCCCUAUAUUUCCGAUGAGAACGCCGAUGAGGAUCCGGAGAUCAAGUUCACAGUUAGGGACGAUGGUCCCAUUGGUAAGAGGCUGAAGGAGGCAAUGAUAGCGAAGGGGAAGGAGGUGAUAUUGGAGAAGGUUCGAUCUUAUGUCCAAAGUAUGGCGAAGGGUGGGCCUGCUAAGGAAGAAUUGGAGGCUAAAAAGGUUGCUCCUAAGGGGCAGGCCCCGGCCAAGAAGGAAGCGGCGGGGUCAUCGCCAGCAGUGGUGGAGAAGAAGGAGAAGAAGAAAAGCAAGGAGGGGUUCAAGACUAUAACUUUGACAGAGAAGUUUAGUUGUAGAGCUACGAAUAUGUUUGAGAUUUUGAUGGAUGAGAAUAGGUGGAAGGGGUUUACACAGAGUAAUGCGAGGAUAAGCAAGGAGGUUGGUGGGGAAUUCAGUAUAUUUGACGGGUCUGUGACGGGCACCAAUGUGGAGUUGCAGGAGGGGAAAUUGAUUGUGCAGAAGUGGAGGUUCGGCAGCUGGCCUGAUGGGAUUGUAUCCACGGUAAGACUUACUCUGGAUGAGCCCGAAGAUGGGCUUACAAUUGUUAAGUUAACACAAACAGAUAUUCCCGAGGAAGACAGAUAUGGGAAUGCCACUGUGGUGGAGAAUACAGAGAGAGGAUGGAGGGAUCUGAUUUUCCACAAGAUACGUGCAGUUUUUGGUUUUGGCAUUUGAAAUCUUUAGACAACUCUAUGAAUUGUAGAAGUACCUUGGGAUUUUUGUUUCCUUCAGCAAUGAAAUAUGAAUGAUUGGAUUUUGAUUAUUAUGACUCUUGGAAGUUGUGGUUUGUCAUCAAUGAGCCAUCCAUGUACGUUUAGCUCAAUGAAAGUAUGAAACUGAAUGUUAUUGCUCUUAUGCUGCUUCUAAUAACCAGAGUGCUUUGCUAGGUA
Messenger RNA from Tripterygium wilfordii, 1551 nucleotides. RefSeq names its product activator of 90 kDa heat shock protein ATPase homolog 1-like. The record is from RefSeq and is a predicted model, not a curated record. Gene Ontology annotation, cellular component: cytosol. Gene Ontology annotation, biological process: protein folding; positive regulation of ATP-dependent activity. Bases 293 to 1336 code for a protein of 347 amino acids. The transcript is spliced from 3 exons. Gene Ontology annotation, molecular function: ATPase activator activity; protein-folding chaperone binding. NCBI's taxonomy places the organism in Eukaryota, Viridiplantae, Streptophyta, Magnoliopsida, Celastrales, Celastraceae.